UUUUUAGGAGUUGUUGGUGAUGUGAGGCAUACUGUACAAUGACUGUUCCGCCUCUCUGGCUAAGAAAGCAGGAUGACAAUCUCCUGCGUCUCAGCAAAUGGUAGUGUCUCCACUUUCGGUGAUUUUCGCUCUUGCUAUGGUCCAGCUAGGAGCAAAAGAACGAACAAAGGAGCAGAUCAAUCGGCUAAUUUCGUAUGGAGUCGGCAAUGAGGCUAGCGUAAAAUUCUACUCGGAUCUUUCAAAAAAUAUUACAAACUAUUCGGAUGGGGCGCAAGCCAAAAUCGCAAAUGGAUUCUUUUUG
This is a messenger RNA of Cylicocyclus nassatus, 301 nucleotides long. NCBI's taxonomy places the organism in Eukaryota, Metazoa, Nematoda, Chromadorea, Rhabditida, Strongylidae. The record is from the annotation of a GenBank genome assembly.